AUGAAGUACCUUUGGACCUUGUCUCUAUGCCUCUGCAGUCUUUUGGAUGUCACCGAUGCAGUUGUCAUUCCAGAAACUCCUGGGCCACAGCCUGGAAAGUUCAAGGCAUCUCCCCCCCUGGGUAUUCCCAUUGACCGCAAGGGCUGGACCGUGACCUGCUCCAGCCAGCAGUCGGGCAAGGACUGUGCCAAAGCCAUCGAUGGCAACACUGCGACUUUCUGGCAAACCAAUGCCAAUCCGAAGGCGCCUGUCACUAUCACGGUCGACAUGAAAACCCCCCGUAAUAUCAACGGUCUCUCUCAGCUUCCACUUCAGGACAACAGCAACAACAUCGGCAACUGGAUAGAACGCCACAGCGUUUUCCUCAGCACGGACGGGAAGAACUGGGGUUCCCCUGUGGCAACAGGAACUUGGUGGACUGAUAAAACCGAGAAAUUUUCCAAUUUCGAACCACAGAGGGUCCGCUAUGUCCGCUUGGUUGCCAUCCCCGACGAAACGCGCGAUAACCACCGAAUCAGUCUCGCGGAACUCAACAUCUACGCAGCCUCCUCUAAUAGCAACCAAGAACCCGGGCUAGGACGCUGGGGCCCUACUCUUGACUUCCCUGUUGUUCCCGUGGCCGGUGCUGUUGAGCCAACAAGCGGCCAGGUCGUUGUCUGGUCUGCACGAGCUUAUUUUGUACCUGCCUAUCGCUAUGAUGACUUUCAGCAUCUGAAUCCUCGUGGUGGCUUGACCCUGAGCGCCGUGUGGGACCCAGCUACCGGCGAUAUUACCCAGCGUAAUAUUACCCUCACUCACCACGACAUGUUCUGUCCGGGUAUUUCUAUGGAUGGAGAUGGGCAGAUUGUUGUGACAGGCGGCAACGACGCCAAAAAGACAAGCCUCUACGACUCUCCCAGCGACUCUUGGAUCACAGGCCCCGAGAUGAACAUUGCACGUGGCUACCAAUCAUCCGCCACAACGUCCGACGGCCGUGUCUUUACCAUUGGUGGCUCUUGGAGUGGCCCCAGGGGUGGGAAGAAUGGUGAAAUCUACAAUCCAGACUUGAAAAGCUGGACUUUGCUCCCGGGGGCUCUUAUUAAGCCAAUGCUUACGGCUGAUAAAGAAGGCGUCUAUCGUUCUGACAAUCACGGCUGGCUAUUUGGCUGGAAGAAGGGAACUGUCUUCCAAGCCGGCCCAAGCACUGCCAUGAACUGGUACUACACCAGGGGAGCCGACGGUGAUGUGAAGCCGGCUGGCAAACGACAAGUUGGUGAUAGCGUUGACCCGGAUUCCAUGUGUGGAAACUCGGUCAUGUAUGAUGCGGUCAAGGGAAAGAUCCUUACCUUUGGCGGCUCCCCCAAUUACCGGUACUCUGACUCGACAGCUAAUGCACACAUCAUCACCAUCGGCGAGCCCGGAAGUGUUGCCAAGACAGCUUUCGCGGGCGGUGGCCAAGGAUUACACCCUCGCAUCUUUCACACGUCGGUUGUACUUCCCGACGGAACCGUCUUUAUCACCGGAGGCCAAAAGCAUUCCGAGCCUUUUGUAGAUUCGACCCCCCAGCUGGAACCCGAGAUGUACCUCCCUGCGUCUGAUUCCUUCGUCAAGCAGCAAAGUAAUUCAAUCGUCAGAGUCUAUCAUAGUAUCUCUCUGCUACUGCCGGAUGGAAGAGUCUUCAAUGGCGGCGGCGGACUUUGUGGUACUUGCACGACAAACCAUUUUGAUGCCCAAAUUUUUACACCAAAUUAUCUUUUCGAUAAGAACGGCAACCUCGCAAUGCGGCCAAGGAUCUCGAGCACCUCAACCAAGACGGCCAAAGUGGGCAGCACCAUCACGUUUACUACCAAUGGUCCGGUCAAGCAGGGCUCGUUGAUUCGAUACGGGACUGCUACACACACGGUCAACACUGACCAGCGGCGUAUUGCUCUGAUGUUUACCAACGCUGGGACGAAUAGGUACUCAUUCAGAAUUCCAAACGACCCUGGCAUUGCUCUCCCGGGAUAUUGGAUGCUCUUUGUUCUCAACUCGGCGGGGGUACCGAGUGUCGCUACUACUAUCAAGGUGACGAAUUGA
Messenger RNA from Fusarium falciforme, 2055 nucleotides. Its product is annotated as F5/8 type C domain-containing protein. Gene Ontology annotation, molecular function: protein binding. The transcript is spliced from 2 exons. Lineage: Eukaryota; Fungi; Ascomycota; Sordariomycetes; Hypocreales; Nectriaceae. The record is from RefSeq and is a predicted model, not a curated record. Bases 1 to 2055 code for a protein of 684 amino acids.